This is a messenger RNA of Periophthalmus magnuspinnatus, 2972 nucleotides long. RefSeq names its product DEAD (Asp-Glu-Ala-Asp) box polypeptide 54 (gene ddx54). The record is from RefSeq and is a predicted model, not a curated record. The coding region runs from base 150 to 2711 and encodes 853 amino acids. The transcript has 21 exons. Gene Ontology annotation, cellular component: nucleus. NCBI's taxonomy places the organism in Eukaryota, Metazoa, Chordata, Actinopteri, Gobiiformes, Gobiidae. Gene Ontology annotation, molecular function: ATP binding; RNA helicase activity; RNA binding.
AGAAGAAGACACAGAUCCACACGUGCGUUUCCAACAUGUCUGCCCGCGCUGCUGUGGUGGGUUAAACACACUUUUAAGUUUAUUUAUUCACUACUUGGUUUAUAUUCUUUGACUUUCUGAUCCGGAAAGUAAAAAAAACAGACGAGAAAAUGGGUCAAAGGAAGAAAAAACUCACGAAGAAGAAAAGACACAACAACAAAGAGCUGGAGGCAGAGUCUGACAGUGGAGACUUUGAGCUGGCAGCAGAAAUUAAAGACGAUGACACGCAGGGGAGGAAGCUCCCACGGUUCCCGACCUCAGACUGUCUGUCCGAUGUGGAGCCGGACACGAGGGAGAUGGUCCGAGCGCAAAACAAGAAGAAGAAGAAGUCUGGAGGAUUUCAGUCCAUGGGACUUAGUUACCCCGUAUAUAAAGGCGUUAUGAAGAAGGGGUAUAAAGUUCCUACGCCAAUACAAAGAAAAACUGUCCCCGUCAUUUUGGAUGGCAAAGAUGUUGUCGCUAUGGCCAGGACGGGUAGUGGCAAAACCGCUGCGUUUCUCAUUCCGAUGUUUGAGAAACUGAAGGCACCUCAGGCCAAAACUGGAGCCAGGGCCCUGAUUCUGUCUCCAACCAGAGAGCUGGCUCUACAGACCAUGAAGUUCACAAAAGAGUUGGGGAAAUUCACAGGACUAAAAACAGCUUUGAUCCUUGGUGGAGACAGUAUGGACGACCAAUUUGCUGCACUGCAUGAAAACCCAGACAUAAUUAUAGGCACGCCUGGUCGUCUCAUGCACGUUGUGAAAGACAUGAAUCUCAAGUUGCAAAGUGUGGAAUAUGUAGUGUUUGAUGAGGCAGACAGAUUGUUUGAAAUGGGUUUUGUGGAUCAGCUUCAAGAAAUAAUUCAGAGACUCCCAGACACCAGACAAACUCUGCUGUUUUCUGCCACUUUACCAAAAAUGUUGGUGGAGUUUGCCAGAGCUGGACUCACUGAACCAGUGCUGAUUCGCCUGGACGUAGACUCCAAACUUAGUGACCUAAUAAAGCUGUCUUUCUUCCACUGUCGCAUCGAUGACAAACCUGCGCUUUUACUUCACCUUCUGAGAAACGUCGUGAAGCCCCAGGAGCAGACCGUGGUGUUUGCCGCCACCAAACAUCACGUAGAGUACCUAAAAGAGCUGCUGUCCUCUGAGGGAAUAGAAAGUGCCUACAUCUACAGUGCUCUGGACCAGACUGCCAGGAAGAUAAACAUAGGGAAAUUUGUACAUAGGAAAGCGAUGGUUCUUCUUGUUACUGAUGUGGCUGCUCGUGGUAUAGACAUCCCCCUGCUGGACAAUGUCAUCAACUACAACUUUCCCUCUAAAGCCAAGCUGUUCUUGCACAGAGUUGGUAGAGUAGGUCGAGCUGGUCGCAGCGGCACAACGUACAGCAUCGUUUGUCCUGAUGAAAUGCCGUAUGUUUACGACCUUCACUUGUUCCUGGGGAGACCUGUGCAGUUAGCCACACCUGAACACGUGCAGGAUGCAGACGGCGUGUUUGGACGUGUACCUCAGAACAUACUGGACGACGAAAGUGCUCAUUUGAUUAUUUCCCAUGAAAAUUCUUUGGAUUUGCAAAACCUCCAUAGAGUGUCCGAGAACGCCUACAAGCAGUACCUGAAGUCGCGGCCGAACCCUUCGCCAGAGUCGGUCAGGCGCGUAAAAGGCAUUGACCUCUCUUCCAUGGCAAUUCACCCUUUCCUUUGUUCUGGUCUGGAGAAGAUGGAGCUUGAACGUCUUCAGAUCGUCGAUGCAAUUAAAGGCUACAAAUCCAAGUCUACGAUCUUUGAAAUAAAUUCAAACAGUAAAACUCCUGCCAGUGAAGUAAUGCGAACCAAGCGCUGCAGAGACGACAACCUCGUCCACAAGUUCGUCAAACGUAAAGAGAAUGUGGGAAGUGAAGCUCCGCCACAGCCACAUCAGAAAACCACAGCAGACGACGACUCCGCGAAGACUGAAGACAUGGAAGAGGAAAACAUCGAGGGGGUGUUUUCAAAUAUCGUUGGUGGAAGGAAGAGAUCACACCAACAAGAUGCUGCGGGAAAACCAAAAAACAAAAAAAGUAGAUUAACAGGCAAAGACGGCGAGUAUUACAUCCCAUAUCGGUCUAAAGAUUUUGAUUCUGAGAGAGGGUUAAGUCUCGGUGGUGAGGGCACGUCAUUUGAACAACAGGCCUCCUCCGCUCUCCUGGACCUGAUGGGAGACGAGAGCGACAAGUUAAACCAACACAAGAGUCUGAUGAAAUGGGACCGCAAAAAGAAGCGUUUCAUCAGAGACACUGGGAAAGAGGAGGAGAAGAAGAAGAUCAAGACAGAAAGUGGACAAGUGAUCAGCAAGAAGAACAAGAAGAACUUUUAUGAAGAGUGGAAGAAGAAAUACAAAGUGGACGACCUUGGAUCUGACAAUGAAACGGGAGGAAUGAGACGUCCAGCUGGUCGGGGUCGCGGUCGUCACGGCCCGGCAGGCAGAAGCCCCGGAGGACCACAGGAGACCGCCGGGGGCCGCAAGAUCCGCUCGGAGCUGAAGUCGAGUCAACAAAUACUAAAGCAGCGCAAGAAGAAGCAGAAACAACAGUUCCUUCAGAGCGGAGGCCUGAAGAAACUGCGAUCCAAAAACAAAAAGUUUGUCAGAGACGUGAAGAAAUCAGGGUUUGGACGAGGAGGCAUGAAAAAGGGCAAAAUGAGAAAAAGACUCUGAAGAGAAACAGCUGUGUGUUAAUGUCAUGAAAACGACUGCGAUCUUGUGGAGAAACGUUAUGGCCUGUUGACAGAAAUUGGGGACCCGGGGCAGGAGGCCUCACAUGGGCCCCCCCCCAUAUAAACUAAGAUGGUCCGAUCCUGGGGCCCCUUAGAUUCUGGGGCCCCUUUGUCUUCCCCACUGUCUACGCCCCUGUGGAUAAAUAAACUUCGACAUCCUGGUGAUAUAAUACAAAAUAAAAGAUUGUAUAAAAUGUCCCGC